UAUCCGACAGUCACUAUGCGCUCCUUACUCUAUACCAUCCUAUCGUUCGCGACGAUCGCAGUGACUAUAGCCGCGCCCGUAUCGGAACCUCAAGAUGACGACGACCUGGAUGAGAAGGUCCCCGAUACCAUAUUUAACGGCCAAACGGUGCCACCUAUGAUAGAGCUGGGGACCGAUCUCGACGAGAAGACAAAGACUGGGCACUGGCUCGUCGAGUUCUAUUCGCCCAUGUGUCCGCAUUGUAGACACUUCAAGCCAACGUGGCAAACCUUAUACGAGUUCUACUAUACUUCGAAACCCCUCAUCACCACCAAAGAAGACACCGAUAGCCCGGAAUCGUUAAAUUCUUUCACACGGUUCUAUGAUUUCAAGUUCGCAAAAGUGGACUGCAUCGCAUUCAAGGACGCCUGUAUGGACCACGACAUUUCGAAUUACCCAUCUAUACUACGGAUCGAGGAUGGAAAAGAGGUUGAAAGAAAACGAGGUGCGCAGGAACUGGAGACCUUGAGCGGCUGGGUGGAGAGCAUUUUGGAGACGAUCCGUCCAGGGUCGCGUGUCAAAGGAGGCCCUAAACUACCUGAAGUCGGUGCCAACUCUGUACAAACUGGUCCCGAGACCAAGGAGGAUCAAAAGGAGGCGGCAGCCAAAGAAGAUAAGCAGGCUGCUGCUGCUAAAUCUACACCUACGAAGGCGGCAAAGGCCACACCUAUCAAACCUGUCUCCACAGCCAAUCCGUCGGGUCUAUCUCAAGCUCUUACCUCCGAAACAUUUCAAAACAUGGUCACCAACAGCAACGAGCCUUGGUUUAUCAAAUUCUACGCACCGUGGUGUCACCAUUGCCAGGCUUUGGCGCCCAACUGGAACCAAAUGGCUCGCACGAUGAAGGACAAGCUCAACAUUGGAGAAGUCAACUGUGACGAACAAAGAGCACUGUGCAAGAAUGCCGGCGUCCAAGGCUAUCCCAGCCUUCUUUUCUUCCGUGGUAGUGAUCGCAUGGAAUACCGCGGCAUGCGCGGCCUCGGUGACCUCAUUGAGUACGCUGACAAUGCUGCCAGCAUAGGAGCUGGAGUGGCUGAUGUCGACCUUGCCGAGUUCAAGACGCUUGAGGAAAAGAAUGAAGUGCUUUUCGUGUAUUUCUAUGAUCACGCAACCACGACCGAAGAUUUGCAGGCUCUGGAUCGCCUCCCUCUUUCCUUGGUGGGCAAGGCCAGGAUUGUCAAGACGAACGACCCGGCCAUGGUCGAACGUUUCAAAAUUUCCACGUGGCCGCGUUUGAUGGUGUCUCGCGAUGGAAAACCAACAUAUUACGGUCCCAUCUCACCAAAGGACAUGCGCGAUGUGAAUAAGAUACAGACCUGGAUGAAGUCUGUCUGGCUACCAAUUGUCCCCGAACUCAAGAGUGAAAACGCUCACGAGAUCAUGGAUGGCAAGCUUGUAGUUCUUGCGAUUCUCAACCGAGACCGCAAAGAAGACUUCGCAAACGCCAAGCGUGAACUCAAGAAUGCGGCUCUGGAAUGGAUCGACAAGGAAGAGCAAAUGUUUCAGCUAGAUCGCCAGGAACUCCGUGAUGCCAAACAGCUCCGGAUAGAAGAAGCUCAAGAUAAGAACGACCAGCAAGCUUUACGAGCUGCGAAGCAGAUCCGCGUGGACAUGAAUGAAGUCGAACGUACCCAGGUAGGCUUUGCGUGGGUCGACGGUGUCUUUUGGGAGAAAUGGAUCCGUACUACCUUCGGCAUCAACGUCCAAGAUGGCGACAGAGUUAUCAUUAACAAUGAAGCUAACCACCGCUACUGGGACACAACUGCCGCGGGUGAACCCAUCCGUCCUUCCCGUGCCUCUAUCCUCGAAACAAUUGGGAAAGUUGCUAAGAAUCCCACCGCCAUCACCCCUAAAUACACCCAUGGCGCAUUUACGUCUUUCUUCCUAUCUAUCCGCAACCUUUUCACCGGACAUCCAUUAGUCCUAUUGAUAGUGGUCUUGGGAGUAGUAGUAGUCGCUGUCUUCGGAAGAAAGAGGAGACGAUCUGGAGGCGGCGGUUAUUUCCAGAUCAGCGAAAAGAACGGCGGCCUCUUGGGCAAGGUCGAUUAA
This is a messenger RNA of Periconia digitata, 2088 nucleotides long. NCBI's taxonomy places the organism in Eukaryota, Fungi, Ascomycota, Dothideomycetes, Pleosporales, Periconiaceae. The record is from the annotation of a GenBank genome assembly.